Cervus elaphus (red deer) is the source of this 3147-nucleotide messenger RNA. It is a transcript of the gene TMPRSS7, whose product is annotated as transmembrane serine protease 7. Gene Ontology annotation, biological process: proteolysis. Gene Ontology annotation, molecular function: protein binding; serine-type endopeptidase activity. The record is from RefSeq and is a predicted model, not a curated record. The transcript is spliced from 18 exons. Gene Ontology annotation, cellular component: plasma membrane. NCBI's taxonomy places the organism in Eukaryota, Metazoa, Chordata, Mammalia, Artiodactyla, Cervidae.
AAACUAGCAUGAAACAUUAUAUAAUUUCAGGUGUACAACAUUAUAAAUUGAUAUUUAUAUACAUUACAAAAGGGGUCAUGAUCCUAAGUCUAAUCACUACGCAUCACCAUACAAUUGACCUCCUUUGUGCAUUUCUCCCUCCCCUGGGCAGUGUGGGGAUUUCUAAGAAGCAAUGCUGAGGGUUAGAAGUUAGAUCUCUUAAUAUUCCUUUGUAGAUGUAGGCAAACAUUCAAAAGACUUGUAAAUAUCUGGGGGUUGUUGGAUUGUAUCCUCCUAAGGCAAACUUGCCUUGAGGCUGGGCUCUAGGAGGCCUGAUUCAGAGAAAUAUUAAGAAGCCUUUAGUUUGGAUUUGCGAAGCUCUCUGCUAGGUCCCUUUAACAUUCACUAUAUAGCAAUGAGGCAGCUUCAGUUUCUGAACUGGACCUGGUGGAGGUAAAUUGAUUCCGUUCCUCUAGCUAGCUCGAAUAUGGCAACCAGUUCUUCUCAAGCGGGAAUGUAAGAGGCUGAAAAGCUGGCUUUGAGGCACCUCUGGAUGUUCACCUACAGAACACCUAGAAAUGGACAAAGAAAACAGUGAUAUUUCAUCCAAACCUGUUGAUGUGAAUAUAUCCAAUAUCUCAGUGCAGGUGGUCAGCGCCCCAGGGAAGUUGCCAGGGAGACGACCUCCGAGAAAACCCAUCGCCAGAGCCAAACCCGAGAAGCAACUCAAGAAGAAAGCGCCCUUUUGGAACGUCCAAAACAAAAUCAUCCUCUUCACAGCAUUUUUGUUCCUCCUAGCGGUCACAGCGUGGACACUGCUGUGGCUCUACAUCCGCGAGACAGAAAGCAGAGAUGCUUUUUACUUUGCUGGGAUGUUUCGCAUCACCAACAUUGAGUUUCUUCCUGAAUACCGACAGAAGGAGUCCAGGGAAUUUCUGUCAGUGGCACGCACUGUGCAGCAAGUGAUAAACCUGGUUUAUACAGCAUCUGCCCUCUCCAGAUCUUACCGGCAGUCUGUGGUUGCGGACGUCAGCAGUAACAACAAAGGUGGCCUCCUUGUCCACUUUUGGCUUGUAUUUGUCAUGCCUCACGCCAAGGGCCACAUCUUCUGCGAGGACUGUGUGGCUGCCAUCCUGAAGGACUCCAUCCAGACAAGCAUCAUAAACCGGACCUCUGUGGGGAACCUGCAGGGUCUGGCUGUGGACGUGGACUCUGUGGUUCUAAACGCUGGUCUUCGGUCAGACUACGCUUCAACCACAGGAUCUGACAAAGGCUGCUCCCAAGACUUCUACGCAGAUCACCUGUCUCUCCGCUAUCCUCUGGAGAUUUCAACAACCUCAGGGAGGCUGAUGUGCCACUUCAAGCUGGUGGCCUUAGUGGGCCAUCUGAUCCGACUCUCGGUAGAGUCUGUCCAGAUUGAAGCUGACAACUGUGUCACCGACUCCCUGACCAUUUACGACUCUCUCUUGCCAAUCCGGAGCACCAUCUUGUACAGAAUUUGUGAACCUGCGAGAACACUAAAGUCAUUUGUUUCUACAAAUAAUCUCAUGUUGGUGACAUUUAAGUCUCCUCAGGUAUGGAGGCUAUCAGGAAUUCGGGCAUAUUUUGAGGUCAUUCCAGAACAAAAAUGUGAAAACACAGUGUUGGUCAAAGAAAUCACUGGUUUUGAAGGGAAAAUUUCAAGUCCAUAUUAUCCAAGCUACUAUCCUCCGAAAUGCAAGUGUACCUGGAAAUUUCAGUCUCCCCUCUCAACUCUUGGCAUAGCAUUGAAAUUCCAUAACUAUUCAAUAACCAAGAAGAGUAUGAGAGGCUGUGACCAUGGAUGGUGGGAAAUUAAUGAGCACAUGUACUGCGGCUCCCACACGGAUCACCAGACGAUUCUCCGAGAGCCCAGCUCUCUGGCUCACAUUCAGCGGCAGUGCAGUUCAAGGCUUUCGGACAGGCCGCUUUCGGUGGAAUAUGGCAGUUACAACAUCAGCCAACCCUGUCCUGUUGGAUCUUCUAGAUGCUCCUCUGGUUUGUGCGUCCCUCAAGCCCAGUGAUGUGAUGGAGUAAAUGACUGCUUUGAUGAAAGCGAUGAACUCUUCUGUGUGACUCUCAAGCCUUCCUGCAAUGCCAGCUCCUUCAGGCAGCACAGCGCCCUGACCUGUGACGGCUUCCAGGACUGUGAGGACGGCCGGGACGAGCAGAACUGCACUCACAGUAUUCCAUGCAACAACAGAACUUUUAAGUGUGGCAAUGAUGUUUGCAUUAGGAAACAAAACGCAAAAUGUGAUGGCAACGUGGAUUGUCCGGAUGGAAGUGAUGAAGAAGGCUGCAGCUGCAGCAGCAGUUCCCCCACCCCCCACCGCAUCAUCGGGGGCACCGAUACCCAGGAGGGGGGUUGGCCGUGGCAAGUCAGCCUCCACUUCGCUGGAUCUGCCUACUGUGGUGCCUCAGUCCUCUCCAGGGAGUGGCUCCUCUCUGCCGCCCACUGUUUCCAUGGAAGCAGGCUGUCUGACCCCACGCCGUGGACCGCGCACCUUGGCAUGUACGUGCAGGGGAACGCCAAGUUCGUCUCCCCGGUGAGGAGAAUCGUGGUCCAUGAAUGCUAUAACAGCCAGACCUUCGACUACGACGUUGCCUUGCUGCAGCUCAGUGUCGCCUGGCCCGAGGCCCUGAAGCAGCUCAUUCAGCCGAUAUGCAUCCCUCCUGCCGGCCAGAAAGUGCGCAGUGGAGAGAAGUGCUGGGUGACCGGCUGGGGGCGCAGGCACGAAGCAGACAAUAAAGGCUCCCCCGUUUUGCAGCAAGCAGAGGUAGAGCUCAUUGACCAAACCCUCUGUGUUUCCACCUAUGGCAUCAUCACUUCGAGGAUGCUCUGUGCAGGUGUCAUGUCAGGCAAGAAAGAUGCUUGCAGAGGAGAUUCAGGUGGACCUUUAUCCUGUCGAAGAAAGAGUGAUGGAAAAUGGAUUUUGACUGGCAUUGUUAGCUGGGGUCAUGGAUGUGGAAGACCAAACUUUCCUGGUGUUUACACAAGGGUGUCAAACUUUGUUCCCUGGAUUCAUAAAUACGUCCCUUCUCUUUUGUAAUUGUGCAAGUUUGAUUUUUGACUGUGUUUUAUGUGAUAGAUUCUUUUAAAAGGAAUGCAGUAAUUUUCAAUAAAAUGAGAUAAUUUUUUUCUUCUGGAAA